Molecule: messenger RNA, 4841 nt
Organism: Onychostoma macrolepis
Lineage: Eukaryota; Metazoa; Chordata; Actinopteri; Cypriniformes; Cyprinidae
Product: CD276 antigen-like
Exons: 6
Coding region: 1798-2706 (302 amino acids)
Biological process (GO): cell surface receptor signaling pathway; T cell costimulation; immune response
Cellular component (GO): external side of plasma membrane
Source: RefSeq, a predicted model, not a curated record
UCCGUGGCGUCAGGUAGGCGCACCCAGAGCUAAGUCUCGUUGUUCAGGUUGCUAGAUCUGUAAUUUUGUCUUUAAGCGAUUUCAUUGUUUUAAUAACCAGUGUAACGACAACACAGAAACAACGUUAUGUUCUUUUUGUAGCGUACGUUGUUUGUUUACCUUAUUAUGUUAAUCUCAUUUAUAAUAUUUUACAUGAAUUUCUGUCCUUCUGUUUAAAACACUGCGUCUAUAAUUUGACCCAAUUAAUAUAAAAAUCACUGUGUGUGUGUGUGUGUGUGUGUGUGUGAGAGAGAGAGAGAGAGAGAGAGUGAAUGAAGGGAAUUAUUUUCAUCCGAUGAUGUAACGUUAUAUUAGGAGAUAAUUAGACUAAGAUAAUUAGGAAAGUAACAGCAUAAAACAGCGUUAAAAAGCGUUAUGAAACUCUCGCCUACGCCUUUGUCGUGUGCUUUUUAUAUGAUAGCAACAGCAGCCAACUCGGUUUAAGAAAAACAUUGAUCACUACACAUUAAUGCAAAAUCUUUGGGACGUUGCUGUUAUAUUCAAGAAUGUGUGCUCGUAAACAUUAAUAUUAAUUAUCAUCAAUAAUAAACAUCCACAUUUAGUAGGCUACUUAGGUAUUUCAUAAUGUAGCUUAUUGUUAGCGAAAUAUUCUCAGUUAUGCUCUUAUUAUAUAAUAUAAUUCUCUAUUAUUAUUUAUUCAUUUAUUAAUUUGUUUCUAAUUUAUUAAACACUUGAUUAGGAAAUACAAAAGUUAAAAAACAUACGUCAAGGAAAAGAGCCAGUGGUUCAAGGAUGGCCAAACAAUACACAGCAAUUAAAAUUCGAGAGAGAGAGAUACAUUAAAAAUAAAUAAAUGAGAAAAAUAAAUAAAUAGCCUAAAUAAAUAAAUCAGCAGAUCACAUAACAAUAAGCAUAACAAUCUUUCCUACAAAACAUAAAUUCAUAUUAUUAAAUAAAAAUGACCAAAGAUGAGCACACAUUAAACGUUUUAGUUGUCUUUCUGUUACAGGAGGUAGACAUAUGUGACCCUGGACCACAAAACCAGUCAUAAGGGUAAAUUUUUUAAAAUUGAGAUUUGCUUCAGGACAAUAUCUGGCCGAGAUACAACUAUUUGAAAAUCUGGAAUCUGAGGGUGCAAGAAAAAUUAAAAUAUUGAGAAAAUCACCUUUAAAGUUGUCUAAAUAAAGUCCUUAGCAAUGCACAUUACUAAUCAAAAAUUAAAUUUUCAUAUAUUUACGGAAGGAUUUUUGGCAUAAAUGAAAAAUCGAUAAUUUUGACCCAAACAAUGUAUUGUUGGCUAUUGCUACAAAUAUACCCGUGCUAUUUAUGACUGGUUUUGUGGUUCAAGGUCACAAAUAGUUCUCUGUUAUGGAUCCGUGACAAGUGAAACCAUGACUGACUGCAGAGGAGGCGGAGCUUCAGAUAAAUACAAUGGCGGGGUGGACUGACAUCUCAAAGCUCGGCAGGUGUAAUCGGGACAGGAUCUCUGCUGUUGAUCUCCGACCGCUUCCCCGACCUACAACAGAGGACUUCAUCUCGAAGUUCAUCUGGUGUGAUUGAGGGGUUUACAGAGGAUUUACCUGUUACCACCGGCCGUGGACCGUGAUAUGAACCUUAAAGUGUUGUGCCUGUCUCUCCUUCUUUCUGAAGCCUCCUGUUUCAGGAAUUCAGAGAUUUACCUUUUACCAACGACCGUGGACCUUUAUAUGAACCUGAAAGUGUUCUGUCUGUCUCUCCUUUUUGAAGCCUACUGUUUCAACCUCUCCAGAACCUGUUUGCAGCCGCCGCGAAUGUGAUAUGAACACACUUCAACUUCGAGUGACAGUAUUCUGCCUGUUUCUUAUUAAAGCACCCUGUUAUACUGAGUUUGAGAUUACUGUUCCUAGAGACACUGUCACUGGGUUUUACGGCGAGGCGCUGAUCCUCCCCUGCAGCUUCCCUGUGGACAGCUCAUGGGAUCUGAGAAGCACCCUCAUCCUCUGGCAGCGUGGACUGGAUGUUGUUCACAGCUUCUACUACAGUCGGGACCAGCUCGACCGUCAGAAUCGGCAUUAUGUCAACCGCACCAGUCUGUUCAUUCAGGAGAUGGCAAGAGGAAACGCAUCACUCAAACUGGACGAAGUCAGUCUUCAGGACGCCGGCAUGUACACCUGCUCCAUCAGCACGAACACUGGCAGCCAGAAGAAGAGCUUUGGAGUGAAUAUUGCAGCGUUCUACUCUGAACCUCGUCUGCAGUUCUCAUUGUUAACUGAUGGAGUGAAUCUUCUGGUGACCUCAGAUGGGGGUUACCCUUCUCCCACACUGCAGUGGCUGAUGGAGAACUCAGACAUCACUAACCAGACACAAACACGCCUCACGCAGGACACACAGACAGGACUUUAUGUUGUGUCAAGUUGGAUAAGUCUCACCGAAGUGUCAAAUUCCUCUUUGACGUUCAUACUGCACAACAAACACCUGGGACAAGACAUCAGGAGAGACAUCCAGCUCUACUCCGAUAAGAGUGAGAGGCAAGGAGAGUCAGCAUACAGAUGUCAUGUAUGCUUCAUAUAUAUCCCAGUUAUUCUGCUGCUGCUGCUGCUGAUCGUGAUGAGUGUAUUGUUUUUGUUUAUUAAAAGAAGAGAACAGACCAAACAAAAUGGCUUUACGGAAAUGGGACACCCUUCUGAAAUUCAGAUUCUUAAUGGAAAAAGUUCAAUAUGUCCGUAAUGGUUGUUACAAAAUUACUUCAACUAGCAGUUACCCUAUUAAUGAAACUUAUGAAUGACAAGAGAACAGACCAAACUAAAUGGCUUUACGGGCAAUGGGAUUCCAUUCUGAAAUUUAGCCGCUUAACGGAAAAAAUAAAAUGGGACUCAAAUUCUCAAUAGAAAACAACCCAGUGGGGUUUGAAGGAGACAUGGAAUGUAGAAGAUCACUGUUGGAUUAUAUGUAAACUUUUAAAUAUUAAAAUUUAAUAUGUUUAGUGUUAUUUUCAUCAGACACACAAGCUUACCAUCUGUAAUACAGGACAUACUGCCUGGUUUAAGUUACAUUUGCCAUAUCCUUACUGUAAAAACCCUCCUCCAUCUAAACAUUAAUUUUUACUAUUUAUUGUAUAUAUUAUUUUUCGUAUAAUUCUUGUGUAGGGAGUGAAAUUAUUUCCUUAUGAAAUUAACUCCUCAUGAAGCCAAAACUCAGGAACUCACAGAUUCCAUGCAAUAAAACCAUAAAACUAAUCUGGGGAAGGGAUCUCCAAAGAGACCAAAAAAUACCUCUCUCUCUGUGCUCAUUUACGACCCCAUUCUCCACCCUGCCCUCUCUACCUCUCUCUCUUUUCCCCCAAAAGGCUUCACUCAAAGUUCAUUAAGAAUCUUAUGAACCCGUUGUUUUUCACCUUCAUGUUUGGUAUCAUUUUAAAUGUCUCUGUGUGACCUUUAAAGGUCUCUGUGUGGUCUCAAUUUGACAGUAGUCACUUGUAUUAUGAGAAAUACUGAAAACUUUAGUGAAUUCUGUACUUCUGUUGUGGCCGCCCAAAAUCUGAUAAACAUUGCUCUACACCAGGUGUGACCAUUUGAGCACGGGAACCAAAAAACUAAAAGGUCUUUUAUGUUUUUACAACUGAUCUGAAGAUUUCUUUGUGUUUGCUACCUGGGUAUAUAAGGGAAGUGACAAAACACUACUUUGCGAUUCUGUAGCCAGAUCAGCCCGUAGUGUGGAGUGGAUUUCAUAUGUUCCAUACUAUGUGUCUUCUUGAAGUCAGGUAUAUAUUUUACCCUUAGAUUCAUCUUUGAACAACUGAUGUUAUGUAUUUUCUUAUUUCUAAAUUGGCUUCUAAUUAUUUUCAUGAUGUAAUUGGCAUGAUACAACUUUACCUGACUAAUAAUAAAUUGUUAUAUUUGAUUUAUUCUGAUCUCUUCCGAAAUCAUUUUUUUCUACACUGUAAAAAAAAUAAAGUUGAGCCAAGUUAAAAUUUUAAGGCAACCAGCUUCAGCAGAUUUUUGAGUUUUGUCAACAAGUUUAUACAACAAAAAUUUGAGAAUCUCCCACAAAAAUAAGUUAAGCAAACUCAAAAAUCUGCUGAAGCUGGUUGCCUAAAAAUUUUAAGUUGGCUCAACUUUCUUUUCUUUUUUUUUCACAGUGUAGUAGAUUAGAGUUGUAAUCUAGUGUUUCCACAAAUCUGCGUCCAGGACAGAUCAUACUUACGUAGCCUAUGAAUGAAGCGGGGGCUCAUCAUUAGGGAUCUUCUGAUUUCUGCCUGGCACUGACUUAACAAGUUACAGUUUUCGUGAUUACAGAAAGAACCCAGUCAACAAUUUGAUCUCACAGUGAUCUCACCAUGAGCUCUCAGGAUACUCGUGAUGAGGUAUUAUUAACAAAAUACCUUUGAAACUUUCAGAAUUCAUUGUCAAGCUUUUCUAGGGUGGAAUUUGAUUUACAAACACAUUUUUUUUAUUUGGAACAAUAAGGACAUUUCAUAUAAACAAAAGUCUAUUUUUUUUAAUCUGGUUUCAAAAUAACAUUGUUUUGGUAGACCAAUUAUUUAAAAGAUUAAAUUAUUAGCAAUUCCCACAACUCUCACCCAAUCACUCCCCUAUAGGUAAAAUAUGUUUUUUCUAUCAUUGUUAUAAUUAUAACAGAUCAAUAAGAGCCCUUUUCAGAAGUAUGUUGCUUCGAAACCAAAUGUAAUUGCAUAUUGGAAUCAAUUUGUGAGUGAUGUUGAUUGGAAAAAAAAUCUGGCUUCUGUCCAAUCACUAUCUUUUAACAAACAACGUCUAUGCUGAUGUUGCGGCUGGUCAAGCUCUGUGCUUGUUUCUGUACGAUAUAAUUGUACAUAUUAAAAUACUGAUAUGGUCUAUAACUCC